UCGAUAGUACCGACUGUCCAUUCGAUUAUAUUGCAGCCAUAUUUUCCUCCGUGUGCCCUUUCGUAACACGGCAAAUCUUCUGGCAAAUUUUUAGGGUUCUUCCUUUAUAUUGUACCAAAAAUGCCAUCCUACGAAUUAGCUUUGGUAUUGCGACAAAUGUCCAGACCGGAGAUUGUGUCCGUCUUGAAACGCACUGCCGAAACUAUUUUGGACAAGGGCUGCGUAAUUAGAAAACUAGAAAAUUUGGGCACUCGUGCGCUACCGCAUAAAAUCAGUGAACAUGGUCUAGUACAUCGCGAAGGCACCUACUUCACUAUAGCUUUUGAGUCGGCACCAACAAAAUUAAAUGAUUUUAUGGAGGAAUUCGGCCGUGAUAUUGAUAUUGUGCGACGUCGUAUCUUUAAAAUUGAAGAACCGGAAGAGUUCCAAUGCACUCUACAUGAGGAGAUGCUUCCGCCAGCCUACCGCAAAGAUGUGCAGGAAAUGAUAAACAUCGCUAAACGCAAACAAAAACCAAAGUUCAAAUAUAAUUCCGGGCUGGAUUACUAUCCGUUCCAGAAAUAAAUGCGGUUAGUAAGAUUUUUGUGUAUCCGAAGAAAAUGUUUUAAAAAUUAUACUAGUAGUUAUAAGGUA
Molecule: messenger RNA, 633 nt
Organism: Rhagoletis pomonella (apple maggot)
Lineage: Eukaryota; Metazoa; Arthropoda; Insecta; Diptera; Tephritidae
Gene: mRpS6
Product: probable 28S ribosomal protein S6, mitochondrial
Exons: 2
Coding region: 121-564 (147 amino acids)
Biological process (GO): translation
Cellular component (GO): ribosome; mitochondrial small ribosomal subunit
Molecular function (GO): small ribosomal subunit rRNA binding; structural constituent of ribosome
Source: RefSeq, a predicted model, not a curated record